GAGCAAGAUAUUUAUUUUUCUUACACUUUACAAAAUAUACAGCAGCUCCCCCAAACAAAGCCUCCACACCUCAUCGCCGGCAAGAUCCACCGCACCACCACCGUCUCUGUUUACGUUAUUCUUCGACAACCCUUUUUUUAUCUCUCUGAAACACGCCGACCCUUUUGGUCAUUUUUUGUUUAGUUAGCUUUUUAGCCUUCUACAUACACACACAGUAGAACACAGCUUUUGGGGCUGAAUCUGAACAACCCAUAUUGUAAAUUCGUUGAAUUGGUGCUCUUAAUGUGAAAUUUGUGGAAAAUGCGAGUUAUUUAUCUUCUGGGAGCUUUAAUUCUACCAACCCAUUUCACUAAUUCAACACAAUCUUCACUAUGUCAAGAUUCCUUAUGAUAAAAAAUAUUAGAAGAGUUGCAGAAUCCAUUUGCACUAGUCAAAGGAGUCUUCAUUUGGAGGGAAGUACAUAUGGAGCAGUUGUUACAUCUGGGCUACACUCCUCUCACUACAGAUAUUACUCAAAGUACAUUUCCUCUAGUAGCAGAUACUCAUAUUUGGCAUACAAGCCGAUAUAUGGAUUUUGCAAAAGUAGUUGUCCCAAGAAUUAUCAUGUAAUAUCAGCAAGUAACAGAAUUACACACCGUGCCCAGGUUGCUUGGAAGAGGCUUUCGCAGGGACCAUUUUGCAAUGCACAAAAUUGGACCCCUAUUAGUAGACUUGCUCAAGCAACUAGCUUGGCUUUGAGUCGUUCAUAUCUGGUUGUUCCUGGUAUUUUCGCCCUGACAUGUGGGAAUGUUACAUGGGCUCAAGCAUCGGCAAACUCUGAGAGCUUUCAGCAAAGUAAUGCGCUUUAUAUGCAUGCUCAAGAUAGUCAUGCUUUCUUGAUCUCAUUACUCCUUUCAGCAUUUGAAGGUGUCGUCUUGUUGCUGAGAGCUAUUUACUUGACGAUUUUGUUCUCACCCAGCAUAAUGUUGGCUCCAUUUGCGGAUACUUUUGGACCGAGAUAUAGGAAAGUAUGGCUUCAGGUGGUUCAUCGUACUCUGGAAAAAGCAGGGCCAGCUUUUAUAAAGUGGGGACAGUGGGCAGCUACUCGGCCUGAUCUCUUCCCUAAAGAUCUUUGUACCGAACUUUCGAAGCUUCACACAAAAGCUCCUGAACAUAGUUUUGCCUACACUAAAAAGACCAUUGAGAAAGCUUUUGGCCGUAAGCUUUCUGAAAUUUUUGAAAAUUUUGAGGAGGCACCUGUAGCGUCUGGAAGUAUUGCCCAAAUACAUCGAGCAUCUUUGAGGUAUCGGUACCGCGGGCGUGUGAACAAACCUAUUGUUGUUGCAGUUAAAGUUAGACAUCCUGGAGUUGGUAAUUCAAUUAGAAGAGACUUUCAGAUAAUCAAUCUAGUAGCAAAAACUUCAACUUUCAUUCCUGCAUUAAAAUGGUUAAGAUUGGACGAAAGUGUGCAGCAGUUUGCGGUUUUUAUGAUGUCUCAGGUAGACCUUGCAAGGGAAGCUGCCCAGUUGAGCCGUUUCAAUUAUAAUUUUCGUAGGUGGAAGGAUGUUUCUUUUCCGAAGCCUGUUUAUCCACUUGUACAUCCAGCUGUUUUGGUGGAAACAUUCGAGCCAGGGGAUAGCGUUGCUUACUACGUAGAUGAACUUGACGGACAUGAACGACUCAAAAGAUCCCUUGCACACAUUGGAACUCAUGCACUUCUCAAAAUGCUUCUGGUGGACAACUUUAUUCAUGCGGACAUGCAUCCUGGAAAUAUCCUUGUCCGGGUAGCUCGAAGCAAAUCUUCUCGGAAGAGGCUCUUUAAAUCAAAGCCUCAUGUCAUUUUCCUUGAUGUAGGCAUGACUGCAGAACUGUCUGGAAGUGAUAGGGUUAAUUUGGUGGAUUUUUUUAAGGCUGUUGCUCGCCGAGAUGGUCGUACAGCAGCAGAGUGUACACUUCGAUUGUCUAAGCAACAGAACUGCCCUAAGCCAGAGGCCUUCAUAAAGGAAGUGACAGAGUCAUUUGACUUCUGGGGUACUCCAGAAGGUGAUGUAGUCCAUCCUGCAGAGUGCAUGGAGCAAUUGCUUGAGAAAGUUCGCCGUCAUAAAGUUAAUAUUGAUGGGAAUGUAUGCACUGUGAUGGUUACCUUUUUGGUUCUUGAGGGUUGGCAGCGGAAGCUUGACCCAGACUAUGAUGUGAUGCAUACUCUACAGACUCUUCUACUUAAAGCUGAUUGGGCCAAGUCACUUACCUACACCAUUGAAGGACUCAUGGCUCCAUAGCAAUAUUCCGUCACAAAUUUUUGAAAGCUAAACAAAUAAAUAUACGUAAAUCUCUGCAACUUAAGUAAAACAAUUAUGAGCUGUUAGUUCUUUACUUUCCCUCAGUUAGAAGAACCUGUGCGGGAAUUUUUUAUUUUUUAUAUUUUGGUGUUAUAUAUAAUGUUAAACAAUUUUGUAAUGCAAGUAACAAAUUCUAGCA
Molecule: messenger RNA, 2457 nt
Organism: Daucus carota subsp. sativus
Lineage: Eukaryota; Viridiplantae; Streptophyta; Magnoliopsida; Apiales; Apiaceae
Exons: 5
Coding region: 372-2258 (628 amino acids)
Source: RefSeq, a predicted model, not a curated record